AUGAACCCCUUAUGGCGCGCUGAAGCACAGCCGAGCUGUAAACACAUCUGGAAUACGACCGCAGACAGGUACUUACACUGCAGCGGCAAUCCCCUGAAACAGGCUCAGUGCCUGCUCCACCUGAGCACGCCUUACCAGCGCUUCCCACAACUGAGAUCAACACUGGAGGAGUGCCCAGAGAGGCCAUCUUCAAACGCCAACUCCACUAAAUGCAGCCCGCACCUGGACACUGUGGCACCGAGCUCAUACCCACCUAAUGACCGGACAGUUCUGCCUAUUGCUGAUGACAACACAGUAUGCUAA
Molecule: messenger RNA, 303 nt
Organism: Pelobates cultripes (western spadefoot toad)
Lineage: Eukaryota; Metazoa; Chordata; Amphibia; Anura; Pelobatidae
Source: the annotation of a GenBank genome assembly